This is a messenger RNA of Gadus macrocephalus (Pacific cod), 1822 nucleotides long. RefSeq lists its product as uncharacterized. The record is from RefSeq and is a predicted model, not a curated record. NCBI's taxonomy places the organism in Eukaryota, Metazoa, Chordata, Actinopteri, Gadiformes, Gadidae. The transcript has 5 exons. Bases 161 to 1822 code for a protein of 553 amino acids.
UCGACACGACACGACACGACUCGACACGACUCGACACGGUAGCAGCACGGGUGCUUUUCCACCGCAAAUAGUACCUCCUGGACGUGGGCGGGGUCGGCUGCGCGAAAGGGCCGUGACGUAUUUUUGUACGCGACGCAAACAAGACCUACCCAACCCACACAUGGACAGAACCCACAUAAUAACAAUGGAGGACAUCGAUGCGAUGGUAUUCGUGCUGCUCGGUCUGGUGCUUUUUGUAAGACACAAAGGAGAAGAGAGUCAGAGAAGGCUGCACGCGGCGAGACAAAAUACACUGGAAAAGUCCCGGAGAGUGUUGGAGUAUAUACAACAGUGUGAAGCCGAAGAUGAGAGGAAUCAAGCCUCCAAGAAAAGACGCAUCCAGAUGCUACUCUCGUCACAACAUUUCCGCCGCAAACCAUCGGUCUGGGCGCACAACCGAUCCUCGGAAUGGUGGGAUGUGAUUGUUCCCGGCUUCACAAACGAGCAGUGGGUGGAGAACUUCAGGAUGUCUGAAGAAACGUUUGGUUUCUUGUCCAACGAACUGCAUCCAGUUUUGGAGCGGCAAGACACCAAUUUCCGCGGAUGUGUGCCCCUGAAGAAGAGAGUGGCCGUUGCACUGUGGAAGCUCGCUACUGGCUCAGAGUAUCGGAGUAUUGGACAUCUUUUUGGAGUCAGCAUCACAACUGUGUGCCGGUGUGUGCAGGAUUUUUGUGCUGCAGCAGAGACAUUGUUGGUGCCAGAACAAAUCCGUUUUCCAGACGAGGUGAAGUUCCGCGAAAUGGCUACCUACAUUGAGAACAGGUGGGGGCUCCCACACUGUGUUGGUGCGAUCGAUGGAUCCCACAUACCAAUCCUUGCACCACAUGACUAUCACUGUGACUUCUUCAACCGUAAAGGCUGGCACUCCAUCCUCCUUCAAGGUGUUGUCGAUGGAAAGGGGCUGUUUUGGAACGUGUUUGCUGGACUGGCAGGGAGCAUGCAUGAUGUCAGGGUUCUGAGAGUGUCCAAACUGUGGGAGUUAGCCAGCCGAGGGAACCACUUCCCAGCUCGCACCAGGAACAUUGGAGGGGUGACUGCUGGCUAUUACAUCCUAGGAGACUCAGCAUUAACCUCUCUAUGUCAUGAGAGAGCCCAAUUUCAACCAAACAGUGAGGAUGAGACACUGAGGGAAGAGUACCUUAAAGGCUUUUUUGCCUCAAUGGAGGCAGAAGUUGAGGGCCAUUCGACCCAGGGUUCAGAAGUGAAUUAUUUUACAGCUCACAGGGAAGAACAGUGCAUGGUGAAGGGAGAUGGUUGUUAUGAGGAGGAGGAGGAGGAGGAGGAGGAGGAGGAGGAGGAUGUGGAUGAAGGGGAUGUAACGUAUGUGCCAGAAAAUGAAGGUGAUGAGGAUGAGGAUGGUAGCGAGGAAGAUUACAGGCAGAAGUUCACAAAAGGCUCCUAUGAAACCUACAGGAAGGCCGUAAAGGAGCUAAACAUCAGCUUCACAAAGCUAGGGGAGGAAGAGUGUGAACACUGCCUGCGGCACGAGGUCCACCUAAAGCAAGAUCACCAGGCUGAUGCCCCUGAAUGCCACAAUUGUCUAAAGUGGGAGGACCAUAAGAAGAGAGCAGUGAGUGCAAGAACUCAUUAUCAAUUGGAUGCAGAGAAGGAGCAGGUGGAUGAGGUCAUCCGUAGUGUGGACUUACAAAAAGUCAUCAUGCUGCCCCGAAUGCCUGGAGUGAAGACAGCUGUCUUCACUCGUAGAAUCACUGCUUUCCACGAGACCUUUGCAAGUGUUGGCAAAUUCAAACCUUCAAAGAAGAAGACGCUGUCUGUGUUGUAA